AUGGAGCAUGCCUGCCUCAACAGGGUGACGACGAUCCUCGAGAAGCGGGAUGCCUUCGGCACUCACAUCAUCGGCUUCCGCAGAGGACUUUCGACGCAGAAUGCUAUGCUGCAAAUCAAGGAACUGGUCAUUAGGGCACCAAGCACGCACGUGCGCGCCCUGCUCGAGUUCCACCGGUACGUCAGCAGCUUCCUGAUCGGACGCAAGGCGACGGUGAAGGUCGGCGGUGCCCCACAACGAACAGAUGACAUAGGGGGUGCGGGUACUCCACAGGGCUCGGUGUUCUCUCCCAUGCUUUUCAACCUCAUUAUGAUCAGACUACCAGACCGUCUCGACGCAACGGAGGGCAUCAAUCACACUAUCUACGCAGACGACGUGACCGUGUGGACCACAGCGAGAAUGAGCGUUGGUGAAACGCAAGAGAGAAUCCAGCAGGCCGUGCGGGCCGUAGAGCAGCACCUCGAAGGCACGGGUCUCGUCUGCUCUCCCGAUAAAUCGGAAAUACUCCUGCAUAGACCACGCAAGAAAGGACCUCACCCGCAGGUUGUACUGGACGCCCGUCGCUUGGGCAUCCACGUCAUGACAAAGGAGGGGACCCAAAUACCAACGGUGUCCGAAAUACGAGUGUUCGGCCUGUGGAUGGAAGAGAACAGUCCGAACUACGAGCUGGUAGCAUGA
Messenger RNA from Rhipicephalus microplus (southern cattle tick), 678 nucleotides. RefSeq lists its product as uncharacterized. NCBI's taxonomy places the organism in Eukaryota, Metazoa, Arthropoda, Arachnida, Ixodida, Ixodidae. The record is from RefSeq and is a predicted model, not a curated record.